AUGGAAAGAAAUGGGCAAACUGUAUUUGUAUGUGUGUUUAUAUCUAAUCAAGCAGGUGCCCAGUUUUUGUUGGUGAGAGGUGACGAGGGGGGGGCGUCGUUACGAGUGUCUUCCGCGUUUUGCGCCUGUAUUUUAUUUGCUUCCUCUUCACUUCCUGAUUCCAUCGCAGACAUCCACAUCUUUUCUUGUUUUCCUAAAGACUCUCAUCCUUCAACCGCCUCUCAUUAUCACCAAAAAUGUGGCGCUCCAACCCUGCCGACGCUCCCAUUUCCCGUUAAGUUUAUCUUUUGCCUUUCCUCUUUUAAAUUUGACUCCCUUAGUGUCCCCCCUUCCCUCCUCCCUCUCUCUAAUUUUAUUAACCCCCUCUAUACUUUUAUACGUGUCUUACUUUUAACACGCCCUCUCUAUAUAUUUCUUUCCACUCUCUCUCUUUUCUUUUCUUUUCUUUUCUUUUCUUUUCUUUCUUUCUUUCUUUCUUUCUUUCUUUCUUUCUUUCUUUCUUUCUUUCUUUCUUUCUUCACAACUUCUUUGCUUUCACUCUUCUUUAAUUCUUCUUAA
Acanthosepion pharaonis is the source of this 558-nucleotide messenger RNA. The record is from the annotation of a GenBank genome assembly. Lineage: Eukaryota; Metazoa; Mollusca; Cephalopoda; Sepiida; Sepiidae.